GCCCAGCCGGCAGACGCUACGUCACUUCCUGGAGUUAUUUCCAUUUGUUUGUGACAAACGCCAGCAGGUAUCUCGUAACCCGUUUACACCAACGACACCGGUUCAUUUCACUGCGUGUCCGAGUGAGGUCCUCUGCCACCAUGCGGGACAUCUCGUAGCUAAAGGACGCGGGGGCGUUAGCAGAAGGCAGCGAAACGUGCGUCCGCGACCAGAAGUACUGGCUCCGCUAACGCUAGCUUAGCUAGUUUGUGUUAAUUGGCGACCCAUUGUCAGCUGCCUGGCCCCCGCGGUGUCGGACCCCGUCCGCCGCCUCCCGUGAACCGAUGGAGUGCCCCCACCUGAGCUCGAGCGUGAGCGGCGCCGUCGACUCCCUCGGGUUCCCCCACGGAUCUCCGUCCUCCUGGUGUUGCAGCGUUUGCAGGUCGAAUAAGAGUCCGUGGGUUUGCCUCACCUGCACGACGGUCCACUGUGGAAGAUAUGUCAAUGGACAUGCAAAGAAGCACUUUGAAGAGAGUCAAGUCCUUGGCAACAGUCAAAGGAAGAGCGAGAAACAGGAGAAGGAGAAAUCCCAUCACUCUCUCUGCAUGGACUGCAGCAACUUCAGUGUGUUUUGUUACAGAUGUGAUGAAUUUGUUGUCAAUGACACCAAACUUGGGCAGGUUCAGAAGGUGAGGGAGCAUCUUCAGAGUUUAGAAAACUCGGCACUGAUGGGUGACAGGCAGAGGAAAAGAAAACUUCAGGAAAGUCCAACUGUAGACAGCAAACUGUUAAAAGAUAAUGAUGGGGCAGCUUUAGGUGCUACAGGCCUGCGGAACUUGGGCAACACAUGCUUCAUGAACGCCAUUCUGCAGUCCCUCAGCAACAUUGAGCAGUUCAGCUGUUUCUUCAAGGAAUUGCCUGCAGUAGCUCUACGCAGCGGUAAGACAGCAGGAAGAAGGAUGUACCACACCCGCAGCCAAGGGGACAACACUGUGUCUUUAGUGGAGGAGUUCAGGAAAACACUUUGCUCCCUGUGGCAAGGCAGCCAGACCGCCUUCAGUCCAGACUCCUUAUUUUAUGCCAUAUGGAAAAUCAUGCCGAGUUUCAGGGGCUAUCAGCAGCAGGACGCCCAUGAGUUUAUGCGUUACCUGCUUGACCACCUCCACAGAGAGCUCCAGUACAGUCGCAACGGAGCAUUGCUCCCGCCCUCGCCUCAGGAUGGGGUCAGACUCUCCGCAGCAGAGGACAAAUGCUGCAUAAAUGGGACUGCCAGCGUUGUCACAUCAAUUUUUGGUGGACUACUUCAGAAUGAAGUCAACUGCCUGAUAUGUGGGACAGAGUCUCGGAAGUUUGAUCCAUUUCUUGAUCUGUCUUUAGACAUUCCCAACCAGUUCAGACAAAAGAGAAGUAAGGACCAGGAGCCCGGGCCAAUAUGCACAUUACGUGAUUGCUUGCGUAGCUUCACUGACCUGGAAGAACUUGAUGAAACAGAACUGUACUAUUGCCAUAAGUGUAAAAAGCGACAGAAAUCCACUAAGAAGUUCUGGAUUCAAAAGCUGCCAAAGGUUUUGUGUCUGCACCUGAAAAGGUUCCACUGGACGGCCUUCUUGAGAAACAAGGUCGAUACCUAUGUGGAGUUUCCACUGACGGGCCUGGACAUGAGGGGUUACCUACUUGAGCCAGAGAACUCUUCACCGGGGAGUUGCCUGUACGACCUUGUGGCUGUCGUCGUGCAUCAUGGUUCUGGGGUCGGAUCAGGUCAUUACACAGCAUAUGGCAGCCACAAGGACCGCUGGUACCACUUCAACGACAGCACAGUGACUCUGACCAAUGAGGAGGCGGUGAGGAAGGCCAAGGCCUACAUCCUCUUCUACGUGGCCUCAGACAAGAACACCACCAACAGCACGGCCACAGACAAACCUGCUGCGGACAACACAGCCCCAGACAGCGUUUCCUCAGAGGCAGUUGCUCAGGACGAGGUCGUGGCAGACACAGUCGCUGCAGACAAAGACAUGGCUGCACUGGAUGAAGCUGACACAGUCUCUGUGGGGGCCGUGACAGAGAGCGAAGCCUGUGACGAGGAGGAUGGCCCAGCAAUACACGUGGUUGCACAAUGAUUCUGUUAGAUUCCUCUGCCUUAGAUCAGCUCCUCACUCCGUUUUGACUUCACCUCAGCCACAUCUCCCACAGUGCUUGAUUAUAAUAGUUCAUUUCUGUAUGUUUAAUGUAUGUGCAACAAUCUUUCUUCUUUCAUGACCUGCAUGACAGCAUCAUGUAUAAUUUGCUGCUUGAUUUUUGUUUAAAAUGACUUUUUUUAUUUUCCUUGAUGUUGUAUUCCUCAACUGAGGCAGACUUACUCCAUAUGUAAUAGAUUACAAAGUUGAUCGUUGAUGUGAUGAAGUAUAAAGCUUUAGCCUUGGAAAACCUCAGUUGGUCCAAUGUUUAUCCUAGACUGAUGAGAUUUAUUGUGUUGAGACACUGUCAUUGUGAAAAUAUUUGGAGUGUCUAUUGUUUUUAAAGUUUCUAACUUUACAUGUUCCACCUCUGAAGAACCUCACAACUUUUUAUUUUUUAUUUUUUUUUAGACAGAAGAGGUUUUUUAAAUUUAAAAAUCGAAUACUUUUAUUGAAUGACAAGCGUUCAUUAGGUUUCUAGACUUUUUUUAACCCCUUGACAAGAACCAGAUGUGAAAGAAAUGAUCAUUGUCAAAUUGUUAUGUUUGUAUUGAUGCUGGAGUAUCUUUUAAAUACACAGGCCUCAGUGAAAUUCACAACAUGUAACGGGCCAAGUGAACAUGACAAAAUACAAAAGAGAAUCUUAUUUUCAAA
Messenger RNA from Scophthalmus maximus (turbot), 2807 nucleotides. RefSeq names its product ubiquitin specific peptidase 3 (gene usp3). Gene Ontology annotation, molecular function: cysteine-type deubiquitinase activity; zinc ion binding. The record is from RefSeq and is a predicted model, not a curated record. Gene Ontology annotation, biological process: protein deubiquitination. The coding region runs from base 324 to 2096 and encodes 590 amino acids. The transcript is spliced from 15 exons. Gene Ontology annotation, cellular component: cytoplasm. NCBI's taxonomy places the organism in Eukaryota, Metazoa, Chordata, Actinopteri, Pleuronectiformes, Scophthalmidae.